Molecule: messenger RNA, 2311 nt
Organism: Macrobrachium nipponense
Lineage: Eukaryota; Metazoa; Arthropoda; Malacostraca; Decapoda; Palaemonidae
Product: chitotriosidase-1-like
Exons: 10
Coding region: 1-1911 (636 amino acids)
Biological process (GO): carbohydrate metabolic process; chitin catabolic process
Cellular component (GO): extracellular region
Molecular function (GO): chitin binding; chitinase activity
Source: RefSeq, a predicted model, not a curated record
AUGGCGUCCGGCGGAUGGGAAAUUCGACGUGGAAGAUGUCGACCCCUUCCUUUGCACCCACCUCAUAUUCGGCUUCACGGGCCUGAGCAACCACACGUGGAAAAUCGAGUCCUUAUCCUCCUGCAGGUCCUAGAUCCGUGGAACGAGCUGUGUCCUGACGAGGAGGGCGGUCACAACUGCGCCUUCGACAGGUUCGUGGCUCUGAAGCAGAUCAACCCCAACGUCAAGACUCUCCUGGCCGUCGGAGGCUGGAACGAAGGCUCCGAAGACUACUCUGUGAUGGCAGCCGAUCCUGCGAAGAGGAAGACCUUCGUCGACAGCACUGUCGAACUUCUGCUGAAGCAUCAAUUCGAAGGCUUCGACGUCGACUGGGAAUACCCGGCGAAUCGGGGAGGUGCUCCCGAAGACAAGGAAAACUUCAUCACGCUCCUGCGUGAGCUCAGGGCGGCCUUCGACGCAGUUGACCCAACCCUGAUGAUGACGGCAGCCGUGUCCCCCGGGAAACCAACCAUCGAAAAGGCCUACGACAUCCGCGCCAUGGCCGAGCUCCUGGAUCACGUACACUUAAUGACCUACGAUUACCACGGCGCCUUCGAGAACGUCACGGGGCACAACGCUCCCCUCUGCGGGCACUACUUGUACAAUGACGAUGAGAUACUGAAGGACUUCAACGUGGUGUUCACAGUCAAUUACUACCUGCAGGCGGGAGUGCCCCCAGAGAAGUUGAUUAUGGGUAUCCCCACCUAUGGCAGGUGCUUCACACUGGAUGACAUCAACGACCACGGUCUUCUUGCCCCUGCGCAGAAGCCCGGCCCAGCUGGACCCUACAUCCGUAUUCCUGGAACUCUUGGAUUUAACGAGAUCUGUGAACGCCUCCAACGUAAGGACUGCACCAUCGUUCGUGACCCUUGCUUACACGAGCCUUACUUCUAUUGUCAAGAGGACAAGAUCUGGUGCGGUUUCGAUGACGAGGACUCGGUCUACACAAAGGCUCGAUACGCCAAGAACAUGGGUCUAGGAGGCAUCCUCACCUGGACCAUUGACACAGACGACUUCCACCCAAGGUGCUACGGCGAACCCUUCCACCUCAUCAAGAAUAUGCAGAGAGCCGUCAACAAACCAGCAGACGGCGUCCUACCGGAAUGCAAGUGCCUCGAGCCACCUACGCCUAUGUCAACCACUUCAACUCCUGAACCAACAACCACUCCCAGACCAACAACAACUCCUGAACCAAUAACUACUCCCAAACCAACAACAUCUACUCCCAAAACAACUCCUGAAGCAAGCACUACUCCCAAAAUAACCACUCCCAAACCAACAACUACUCCGGAGCCGACUCCCACAACACCUGAACCAACCACUACUCCUCAACCAACCACUACCCCCCAACCAACCACAACUCCUCAACCAACCACUACUCCUCAACCAACUACUACACCAAGACCUACUACAACUCCCAGACCUACAACGACUCCCGAGCCCCCUACUCCGCAACCAUCAACCACUCCUGUACCGACGCCCAUGACCACGACAGCCCACGGCGGCCGGCCGAAACCAGACUGCAGUAAGCACGCCGACGGCUCUGUAUUCCCUCACGAGGACUGCAACAAGUACUGGGUCUGCACCAAUGGGCAAGCCAUCCUCGAACUGUGCGCCCCCGGAACACUCUUCGACGAAGACCUGGGCAUCUGCAACUGGGAGGAUGCUGUCGACACCUCCGACUGUCGAAUGUGGAUUUGUGAGGUCGACAAUACGUACUAUCCUCAUGUCGAUUGUGAUAAGUACUACUGGUGCUACCAGGGCUCGCCCCACCUGGAGGUCUGUCCUAACGGCCUGUUUUGGAACCAAUACCUGACCAUGUGUGACGUCCCCAUGCACGUGGACACGACCAAGUGUAAUAUCCCUUACUGAGAUCCAGGUGCUCAUAAUUUUGCCGACAAUGGCGAUUCGUGUUUAGGAAGACACUAAUAAUUUUCAAAUGAGAAUAAAAGACAUGGGUCUAAUCUGUAUUCGUGAAUCGAGGAGAAACAUCACUGAAAUUCACCUGAGUAAGACGGCGUCAGUAAUCUAGAUGCUGACGCCAGUUUUAGUAGUCAUGAACCAGACAAUCAAUCCUGAAUAUGACGAGUGAAAAUAUAUGUCAUGAAUCAGGAAAAUAAAAGAGAAACUCAAAUGGAGACAUUGAAAGAAACAUUACAACGGGCCAUUUCAGCGAUAAACAAUUUCAGACGGUCAAAGGGAAAAUGGUAUCAAUUCAACGCCCUUCAAAGAAAUAAAAUUGCUCUGUGUUUUAAAGUACGAAAUAUAUUUA